Messenger RNA from Echinops telfairi (small Madagascar hedgehog), 3225 nucleotides. It is a transcript of the gene GATA3, whose product is annotated as GATA binding protein 3. The record is from RefSeq and is a predicted model, not a curated record. Gene Ontology annotation, cellular component: nucleus. The transcript has 5 exons. Gene Ontology annotation, molecular function: RNA polymerase II cis-regulatory region sequence-specific DNA binding; DNA-binding transcription factor activity, RNA polymerase II-specific; zinc ion binding. Bases 1 to 1335 code for a protein of 444 amino acids. Gene Ontology annotation, biological process: positive regulation of transcription by RNA polymerase II; immune system development; cell fate commitment. Lineage: Eukaryota; Metazoa; Chordata; Mammalia; Afrosoricida; Tenrecidae.
AUGGAGGUGACGGCGGACCAGCCGCGCUGGGUGAGCCAUCACCACCCCGCAGUGCUCAAUGGGCAGCACCCGGACACGCACCACCCGGGCCUCGGCCACUCCUACAUGGACGCGCCGCAGUACUCUCUGCCGGAGGAGGUGGAUGUACUUUUUAACAUCGACGGCCAAGGCAACCACGUCCCGUCCUACUACGGAAACUCGGUGAGGGCCACGGUGCAGAGGUACCCUCCGACCCACCACGGGAGCCAGGUGUGCCGUCCUCCGCUGCUGCACGGAUCCCUGCCCUGGCUGGACGGGGGCAAAGCCCUGGGCAGUCACCACAGCGCCUCGCCCUGGAACCUCAGCCCCUUCUCCAAGACGUCCAUCCACCACGGCUCCCCGGGGCCCCUCUCGGUCUAUCCCCCGGCCUCCUCCUCCUCCCUGUCGGCGGGUCAUUCCAGCCCCCAUCUCUUCACCUUCCCGCCCACCCCGCCGAAGGACGUCUCUCCGGAUCCGUCCCUGUCCACACCAGGCUCCGCUGGCUCUGCCCGGCAGGAUGAGAAAGAGUGCAUCAAAUACCCGGUGUCCCUGCCGGACAGCAUGAAGCUGGAGUCCCCGCACUCCCGCGGCAGCAUGACCACCCUGGGAGGGGCCUCCUCCUCGGCCCACCACCCCAUCACCACCUACCCGCCCUACGUUCCAGAAUACAGCUCCGGACUCUUCCCUCCCAGCACCCUGCUGGGAGGCUCGCCCACCGGCUUCGGAUGCAAGUCAAGGCCCAAGGCCAGAUCCAGCACAGAAGGCAGGGAGUGUGUAAACUGCGGGGCGACCUCAACCCCACUGUGGCGGAGAGAUGGGACGGGACACUACCUUUGCAAUGCCUGCGGACUCUACCACAAAAUGAACGGACAGAACCGGCCCCUCAUCAAACCCAAGCGAAGGCUGUCGGCAGCUAGGAGAGCUGGCACGUCCUGUGCCAACUGCCAGACGACCACGACCACUCUCUGGAGGAGGAACGCCAAUGGAGACCCGGUCUGCAACGCCUGUGGGCUGUACUACAAGCUGCACAAUAUUAACAGACCCCUGACUAUGAAGAAGGAAGGAAUCCAGACCAGAAACCGAAAAAUGUCUAGCAAAUCCAAAAAGUGCAAAAAGGUGCAUGACGCGCUGGAGGACUUCCCUAAGAGCAGCUCCUUUAACCCCGCCGCCCUCUCCAGACACAUGUCAUCCCUCAGCCACAUGGCACCCUUCAGCCACUCCAGCCACAUGCUGACCACUCCGACACCGAUGCACCCAGCGUCCAGCCUCUCCUUUGGACCGCACCAUCCUUCCAGCAUGGUCACCGCCAUGGGCUAGAGUCCCUGCUCGAUGCUUCCAGGUCUCCGAGCGAGAUUCCCUCCAACCCCUUAUACUUGCAUUUCUGCAGGAGCAGUAUCAUGAAGCCUCAAACCGAUGGAUAUGCUUUUGAAGGCAGAAAGCAAAAUGAUGUUUGCCACUUUUGCAAAGGAGCUCACCGGGGUGUGUGUGUUCUCAACCACUGAAUCUGGAUCCCAUUUGUGAAUAAGCCAUUCAGACUCAUGUUCCCUAUUUAACAGGGUCUCUAGUGCUGUGAACAACGACGACAAAACGCUGAACAUUGCAUAUAACUUAUAUUGUAAGAAAUCCUGUACAUUUGAGGAAGACUUUAUUGCAUCUGGGUAGCUGUGAGAAAGGCAUGAAGGACGCCAAGAAUUUUAAGGUUCUGGGGAAAACAAAAGUGUGGAAAUUAAGAAGAAACUAGGUUUAAUAUCCAAAUGGACAAACGGCCAGUUUUGUUUGACUGGCCACAGUUGUUUGAUGCAUUAAAAGAGAAAAAAAUGAAAAAAACAAAAACAAAAAAGAAAACAAAAAAAAAAGUCGUAGGCAAAUCAUUCAUCCAAAGCUGUGGGCCUCUGCCUAGAAAAUACUAUAAAUUCCAGGCAAUCGGUGUUCACACGGGUUGCCAUCGAGGGGUUCAGGUGGGCUUUUCUCAGACCUACAUGCUUUGUGAACAAGUCCCUGUAAUUGUUGUUUGUAUGUAUAAUUCAAAGCACCAAAAUAAGAAAAGAUGUAGAUUUAUUUCAUCAUAUUAUACAGACCUAAUUGUUGUAUAAAUUUAUUUACUGCUAGUUGUUAAGAACGACUUUUAUUAUUUUUUUCUCCCUGUUUUGUUUUAAUAUUUUCCUUCUCUCUGAAUUUUUUGGGUUAAUAAUAAUAAUAAUUAAUAAUAAUAAACUAGAUUACAUUCAGUUGGCCUAAGGUGGUUGUGCUCUCAGAGGGUUUCUUUUCCAUUUUGUUUUUGGAUGAUAUUUAUUAAAUGGCUUCUAAGGGUACAGCAGCCUCUGUCUUUCCACUCCCCCCCACCCCCAUGGCCUCUGCUUUGAGGGUAGCAGUGUAUGAGCUACCGACAUGCAUGUCAGCGGACCGAGGCUAGCAGGCCCCGGACCUGAGAGCAGCCUGGCUGAUGUUAGUUCCCGUCCGUUUUCUGUGUUAGUGAUCACUGCCUUAAUACAGUCUGUUGGAAUCAUAAAUAAAGAAAUACUAUUAAAUAAAGUGAAAAUUAUUUUAACACAAAUGACAUCGCAUUAAAAUGUUGGCCAGGCUCUUACAGAGUUUGGUAGCUCUAGCUUAUUUAAGGGGGGGCGGUGGGGAGGAGAGGUUUUUUGUUUUUCUUUUCUAAAAGAACAACACAAUGUUCAAGUUAUCCACAAAGAGAUCAUGCCAAACCUGGAUAGUCCACAUCUGUUCUUUCGGGGAAACCGGGGAUCUCAGGAGCGCCGCGGGCAUCUCUGUCCCAGGGGGAUUUUGUUAUCCUGGGCCUGGAGCAGGGGCUGGGGUCCCUCCACCAACUGCAGCUCACCUGGCCUGGAUGCCCUGUGCACUUGGAGCAGCCGGGGGUCUUUCUUCACUGAGCUUCACAGGCCUUUGAAGACGCAGCGAAUGGACCCCGUGCUACACCAGGGAAGCGGUCUGGGCUGGCUCUGGAGUUCAUUUCCGUUGUGCUUUGCUACUGCUGAAUUGGAUAACACCACAGCGAAGGGUUGAUUGGAAGGUGUGCAAAACAAGAAAGAACCAUGUUGUAACUGACGCUGUAUAGUUCCCUUUGACUCUGUUGACAGAAUGUGUAACUCGUGGCACACAUUUGAAAAUCUCUGUUAAUCGCCGCCUCGCUGCUUUCCUAGCAAAUAUUUUAAACCUGAAGCUCAAUGUUGAAAUAAAGGAGUAGAG